AUGGUCACCGACAUUCCCGCCGAUAAGUUGACUCAUCUCUCCUACGCUUUUGCCAACGUCAACACUACCACUGGUUCAAUUUUUUUGAGCGAUGAGUGGGCCGACCUGCAGUAUUCCUACCCCGGCGAUGAUAACACUGCUCCUGGCACCAACGUCUACGGAAACAUCAAGCAGCUGUACCUCCUCAAGAAGGCUCACCGCAACUUCAAGACUAUUCUCUCCGUUGGGGGAUGGACCUACCGGACGAACUUUGCCCCCAUGCUGGCCUCCGAGACCAAGCGGCGCCAAUUCGUGGCCUCCGCAAUGGAGCUGGUGUCCGACCUCGGCUUCGACGGUCUUGAUGUCGACUACGAAUACGUCGACGGUGCCGAACAGGCCGCCCAGAUGGUCAGUCUGCUCAAGGAUCUGCGCGCUGGCUUCGACGCUCUGGAGAAGAAGCUGAACGCCACCUCCCCCUUCAUCAUCUCCUACGCGUCUCCCGCCGGACCCGAGAAGUACAAGCUGCUCGACCUCGCCAACAUGACUCCCUACGUCGACUUCUACAGCUUCAUGGCCCUCGACUACCAGGGUGGCUUCAGCAACUACUCCGGCCACCAGGCCAACCUCUUCACCGACGUGUUCAACCCCAAGUCGACCGACUUCGAGACCAACUCCGGCAUCCUGCACUACAUCUCGGCCGGAGCCCCCGCCAACAAGAUCCUGCUGCAGUCUCCCCUCUACGGCCGCUCCUUUAACCGGACCGCUGGCCCUGGUACCAAGUUCGCCGACGUUGGCACCCUGGGCAGCUUCGGCACCGCCGGUGUCUGGGACUACAAGGCGCUCCCCGUCCCCGGCUUCAACGCCAGUGUCGUCGAGUUGCCCGCCAUCGGCGCCAGCUACAGCUACGACGCCGCCCGCAAGUACAUGAUCUCCUACGACACCCCCGCGAUUGCCACGGUCAAGGCCGAGUACAUCAAGAGCCUUGGUCUUGGUGGUGCUGCAUGGUGGGAGGUCAGCAUGGACCGCAACGACACCAAGAGCUUGAUCAGCACGACCAUCAGCGCCUUUGGCGGUGCCGAGGCGCUCGAGAACAGAAAGAACAACCUCAACUAUCCUACCAGCAAGUAUGCCAACUUGCGCGCUGGGAUGCCUGGUCUGUGA
Molecule: messenger RNA, 1140 nt
Organism: Aspergillus novofumigatus IBT 16806
Lineage: Eukaryota; Fungi; Ascomycota; Eurotiomycetes; Eurotiales; Aspergillaceae
Product: glycoside hydrolase family 18 protein
Exons: 2
Coding region: 1-1140 (379 amino acids)
Biological process (GO): chitin catabolic process; carbohydrate metabolic process
Cellular component (GO): extracellular region
Molecular function (GO): chitin binding; chitinase activity
Source: RefSeq, a predicted model, not a curated record